Molecule: messenger RNA, 1349 nt
Organism: Volvox carteri f. nagariensis
Lineage: Eukaryota; Viridiplantae; Chlorophyta; Chlorophyceae; Chlamydomonadales; Volvocaceae
Exons: 9
Coding region: 120-1349 (409 amino acids)
Source: RefSeq, a predicted model, not a curated record
GAGAAGCGUACGAGUUCAUGAUGAAACACCGGCAACGCAGUGUUAAUAUCAGCUUGUCGGUGUCCUGGUUCCUCAAGCUUACACGCCGUAGUUGACGCCUGUAAACGUCUUUGUGCAACAUGUUUUCCUUGUCCGGCUUAACUCCUCGGCAUUCCGGUGUGAGACCCUCAGCGCAUCGGAAAGCAGCCCAAUCCUUCAUAACCCUACCUAACGCACGGCGCAUAAUAUUAAAAGCAGCACCUGCGCCCCUCAACGAAACCCGUGCGGAAGAGCUGGCGCUUCCUGAUGGGGAUGUAAGCAUUGAGGCAGAUGCUGUCCUCCUACGCGAAGCUGAAGCCCAGCGACAGGCCUUCAUCAUGCAGGAUACAUGCAGCUUCCUGGCUUCUGACCUGAAGAUGCUCUUUGAAAAAGGGGAGAUCACGGAGUCGCGUUACUCUCCCAAGAUUGUAUUCGAGGACCCCAUCACCAAGUACGACAGCCGAGAGGGCUAUGUGUUUAAUAUCCGGCUGCUGCGCACCCUGUUCAACAUCACCUUCGACCUGCACAGCAUCUCCGUGACUGGCCCCGACUCCGUCACCGCCCGCUGGACCAUGGAGAUGGUGAUGUGGCUGCUGCCCUGGAGACCCAACCUCACCUUCACGGGGAGGACGGUCUACAAGGUGGACCCCCGCACGGGUAUCGUACUGAGCCACACCGACUACUGGGAUGCGCUGCAGAGGAACGCCUUUCUCAGUCUAGAGGGUGUCCAACACACGCUUCAGAUGUUCAUUCAGCAGCAAUUGCAGCUCACACCCGGCAUUGAGACGCCCAAAUACGUGGUGCUCAAGAAACUCAAGGAGUACGAGAUCCGGCGCUACGAGCCGUACCUGGUGGCGGAGGCCCCCACAGGCCCGGGGUCGGGUCCCGCCAGUGGCUCGGGCUUCUCGGAGCUGGCCAGCUACCUGUUCGGGAGCAAUAGGGCCCAACUGGCCAUGGAGAUGACCACCCCGGUGUUCAACGAGGUGCAGCCGGAAACCAACUCCAGUGUGGCCAUGAAGUUCGUCAUGGAGAGCAGGUAUUCCGAUGUUUCCGCCCUACCCGCCCCCCUGGACCCCCGCAUUGGGCGCAAGAGGGAGGAGGGGAGGUACGCCGCGGCCAUCCGCUUCUCAGGCUGGCCACUGGACUACGAGGUGGUUCAAAACGAGCGGCUGCUCCGAGACCUGCUUCUCCGCGAUGGCCUCCGUCCCGCCCCCGGCUACCAGCUGGCCCGGUACAACGACCCCUCCACACCGCCCAUGCUGAGGCGCAACGAGGUGCUCAUCCGCCUGGAUGACUUUGUCUGGCCGCCGGAGACGGAGAUGAGCACGUAA